UGAUUGCAGGAGUUUAGCUCUGAUUAAAAACAAAAUAUAAAAUGCCAACACUCAAAAUGCUUUUGCCGAUGCCUAAGUCCCUGCUCACGUCUUCCCAGGAGCAGGUGGUGGAAACCAAGAACGUGAUCCAUCAGUCUGGGAAAGAUGUCAACAGACCAGGGUUACUGGACCAACCUGACAACCCUUCAGAAAAUCGCUCUGGCCCUCGGGAUCCCUGCCAGCGCAACUGUCCUGUACAUCUUGUAUCGCAGGUACAGAGAAAGCCGAGAGGAGCGGCUGACCUUCGUAGGAGAGGAUGACAUUGAAAUUGAAAUGAAGAUCCCACAGGAGGCUGUGAAAUUGAUCAUCGGACGGCAGGGCGCCAGUAUCAAACAGCUGAGGAAGGAGACGGGCGCUCACAUUGAUGUGGAGGACUCCGGUGAGGAGCGGGUGCUGCUGAUCAGUGGCUUCCCCGUCCAGGUGUGCAGAGCGAAAGCUGCUAUCCACCAGAUCCUGGUGGACAACGCCCCUGUGUCAGAACAGUUCUUUGUGCCGCAGAGAGCCGUUGGCAGGAUUAUCGGCAGGGGCGGCGAGACGGUGCGAGCCAUCUGUCGCAGCUCAGGGGCCAGAGUGGUCUGCGAGAAGGAGACAGACAACACCCUGUGUCUGACCCGGCUCAUCAGCCUCUCAGGGACCCGCAAGGAGGUGAAUGCUGCCAAGCAACUGAUCCUGGAAAAGCUUUCGGAGGACGACGUGUUUCGAAAGAAACUGGCCCUGUCGGCGGCAGCCCGGUGCCUGCGCAAGCAGCCCUUGGGCAUGAGGAGAGAGGAUCCUGGGCAGCAGGGGGAGCUGCCAAGCCCCAGCGGCGAGGCCCUCUGCCAGCUGGUGAGCCCUCAGGAAGGGGCAGGGGAUGGAAACCGGCUGCUGGCUGCAGAAGCCUUGGACCAACCACAGGAGCUCAGAGCUGAGAGCGAGUCCCCAGAGGAGCCGGUAAUGGAGCCCAGCCAGGCAGUGCCCAUGUUUGAGGUCCCCAGCCCUGACUUCAGCUUCCACGCGGACGAACACCUGGAGGUUUACGUCUCGGCCUCAGAGAACCCCAGCCACUUCUGGAUCCAGAUCGUUGGCUCCCGCAGCCUGCAGCUCGACAAGCUGACCUGUGAGAUGUCCCAGUACUAUGGGAGUAGCAGCCAGUCGCCUGAAUUCCCGACCGUCCGAGUAGGCGACAUCGUGGCUGCCCCGUACGCUGAUCACGGCGCCUGGUACCGGGCCCGAGUCCUGGGUACCCUGGAGAACGGCAACUUGGAUCUGUAUUACGUCGACUUUGGGGAUAACGGGGAAGCCCCGCUGGAGGUGCUGCGAGCCUUGCGGAGUGACUUCCUGAGUCUGCCCUUCCAGGCCAUCGAGUGCAGCCUUGCUGGGAUCGCCCCCGUGGGGGAGCAAUGGGAAGAGGACGCCCUGGAUGAAUUCGAUCGCCUCACCUGUUGUGCUGAGUGGAAGCCCCUGCUGGCCAAGAUUUCCAGUUACGUCCAGUCUGGGGUCUGUACCUGGCCACGCAUCCAGCUGUAUGACACCAGCCAGGGACAGAGCCUUGAUAUAGGGGGGGAGCUGGUCCGGCUGGGUCACGCCGUGCGGUGUCUGCAAGAGGAGGAUGACGCUGCGGGGGACGGCGCCCCCCAGAUGGGGAAGGAGGCCACGGCCGAGGCGUUCCAGAAGAUGCUGGGGAAUGCUGCAGGGACCUCCCUCGAGAGCCUUCUGUCGGAGACCUGCGUCAGCCUUUCAGGCCGGCGCCGGGGAGCCAUGAUGCUGCGCCUGUUCUACCCGCUGCCUCUCCUCUUCUGUGCAGAAGCCGCCUCUGUGUCUGGAAGUGGUGACGAUGUUAUUCUGGUCGAAGAUGAUUUGCUGUGAUCCCCUCCCCACCCCUUCCCCGAGCAGCAGCGAGCCGGAGGCGUCGCGGAGGGUGGUGCGAGGUUGGUGCCUGGAUUGAGACGACCAUGAGGACUCCCCGGCGGGGGCGGAAGAAUAAAAUACUGCGGGGAAAGUGGAAGGAGAGACCACAGCCAUUGGGGACUUGUGGGACCCACCCCUUCUCCGGGUCCUGAAACAACGGGUUUGCAUCGUAACCUUGUCCUCAUCUGUGGGCAUGUGUGUUUGGGGCGGGGGCUGCACCGCAUCGAGUGCAUGUUGCUGGUGUGUGACUGCCCUUCUUGGGGGCUCUCUGGGAUGCGGGGGGCUGGGAUGGGGAGUGGGUGUUUUUCAUUGCAUUUGGAGGGUGCUGGUCCUAGAGAUCCUGGGGCUAACUGCCAGCGUCUGUUGAGUCGGACGCCGGGGUUCCGGCUAUGCGGUUCUGCGGCGCUCCGUGGAAUACAGGUGUUCCGGGGGUUGCCGUGUUGCAGUCCCCUUCUAUCCCAGUUGACGGCUGCUGGGCUGUCCUGGUGUAAAUCCAGAGUAACUUCACGGACUGCAUUUGAGUUGUCUAUAGCUGCUGGUGUAACAGAGAGCAGUAUCAGGCCUGCUGGGCCCCACUUCCUUCUGGACAGCUGAGCCCCUCCUUCCCUGGACUGGGGGGAGGCCCCCGCUCGCUCUCCUGCAGGCCAUUUGGCUGGGUUGCGCUCGCUGACUUCGGUUUUGGUUUAAAUCUCGGAGCAAGGCGCCUGCACCAAAGGCUCCACUCCGCCGUCCUUCCCACUGCAGGAGGGAGACACCGGCGCUCUGGUGACGUGACUGGCUGAGCUUUCUCUGCUGCAGAAAUGGGGCCGGAGGAUGGUUGUGACGCCCCGAGCUUUGACAGCACUUGCUUUAAUAAAAUAAAAGGUUUCUUCUUUUUGAACGUGAGAAUCCUCUUAAGCUGCCAACGUUGGAGCUGCAUUUUCGUUUCAAUAAACGCAGACUGAGCUGGUCUUUUUUUCUUUUUUGGUGGCUGAAUCUGCUUCGGUGCAGAACCGCCCCAGCAUGUAGCAUUUGUAGAGAGUUUUGGAGGGGGUGGUUUCUGGAGCGCUCUGCAUGGACUUACUGGUCUUCCCCUUGGAGAUGACGGGAGCUGAGUUAGGCCAGAAGCGGGGGCUUUGAAGAUUUGCUUCAUAAAGGAGAAGUCUGGGCAAAGUGUGUUUAGCCUGCUGACCACUGGAGAGUACCUGGCUGGCUCCGUCAAAGUUCCUGUCUGGGAAUUGGCCAAAGCUUUAUGCCUCUAUCCAAAGUGGCUUUGGAAGUCUCUCACUGCAGAGGCUGCCUUGUUGUGAAGAUGGGCAUUUCCUGCCAGAUGGGUGCAUUGUUUUCACCCCAGCCCCAUUUGGGGGGGUGAACAGGGGGCGAUCAAACAAGGUUUGGGAGAGCUGUGUACCUCAGCCAUUGGUUUCUUUCUUAAAUAAAAGUUCCAUUGAGAGUU
Molecule: messenger RNA, 3361 nt
Organism: Caretta caretta (loggerhead turtle)
Lineage: Eukaryota; Metazoa; Chordata; Testudines; Cheloniidae
Source: RefSeq, a predicted model, not a curated record